This is a messenger RNA of Brassicogethes aeneus, 4563 nucleotides long. The record is from the annotation of a GenBank genome assembly. Lineage: Eukaryota; Metazoa; Arthropoda; Insecta; Coleoptera; Nitidulidae.
UGACGUUUUUACCAAAGGAGUUCAGAAAGUCCGUGAUUUUCUUUAUGCUGAUCGUAAUCACCUCGAUGUACUCUCUAUUUAACCAGUCCUGUUGAAUUUGUUUUUGAACAGCCUCUCCUGCUUUUGGGGCGGACAUUUUCAUCUGUUUAAUUGGUUAUUUUCAGUUUAAUUGGUUAUUUUUGUGUUGGUACCACUUUGUAGGGUUAAUUCUGGAUAUUUUUUAGGUUGGCAACAGUGUUGCUGAUCGUCGUAGAAAUCUCCGUUUUUCGGAGAAUUUUAUGGUCUGCGAAGAAUUUUUACUGUUUUACCCAACCUUAUGGUAAAAUUUGCUAAGAAUACAUUACAUUUUAAUUGUAGGUUGCGGAGAAUUUAAUAGAUAUUUAGUGAAUUUUGUUGUUGGCAACACUGCCAACUUGGCAACAAAAGUAAGGUUAUAACAGCUGACACUGUUAUUUUAUGAAAUUGUUUAUUUAAGGUUUUAUACUGUUGAUACAUUAAUUGAAUAUUGUAAAUAAACUUCAUACCAAUUAUUUAUAAUGAAAGAUAGUAAAGCAAUAUUAAAAGAAGCCCGUGAGGCUAUAAAAAACAAGGACUAUGACACUUCUUUAAAAUUAAGCAAGACUAUUUUAAAAGCCGAUAAAUCGAACUACAUGGCGUUGGUUUUUUUGGGGCUGUCCCUACAAGAAGUGGGCCCCAAAGACCAAGCCCCAAAAGCUUUUAAAAAGGCUAUACAAGAAUGUUCUGACAACCCCCUGGCGUGGAAUGGACUUAUAAAUUAUUACGAAAAAAAUACCGCUGAGAACUGCAAAAAAGAUCUUUUAGAAGCAUAUUUGACAAUGUUAAAAAUAGAAACGGUUGAUAAAAAAAUUGUAGAAUAUUGUGAAAAAAUCUUAAGUUUAUUAGAGCAUGGAGAUUUAGAAAAUAUAGCAAAAACAAUGUUUUCAGUUGCGGGAAAAGAAAAUCCUUCAGAAAAUUUAGUUUUCGGCGUUUUGGAAAUUUUGGUGAAAAUUUUGGAAACUUCCAAAGAACUAAAUGAGGAAUUAACAGAUAUAUAUGAAAAAAGUUUGAAUUUGCUACUUAAUAACAGAAAAUUCGCAACAUCAGAAAUAUACUCAGCUUAUUUGGCAGUUUUAAACAAAAAAGACAAAAGUUCAGAAUUAUUUGAAAACGCCGCAAAAAUGUACAGUAUUUUUAGUUCGAACACGAUUUCCUUAGUUUGGAUUUGUAAGGUUUUUAACAGGUGGUAUGUGGAAGAAGAUCAAAUUUACGAAAAUUACAAAAGUAAAGCCUUUGAAUAUUGCUCAAAGUUGCUAAAAAUUGAGCCCGAAAACACUAUGGGUUUGUUUACUAAAAGUAUAGAAUUUAUUGAGGAUGAUAAUACAAUUGAAGCAGUAGAAAUACUAGAAAAGGUGACAACUUUAAGGCCUGGAUUAAUCCAUGCAUGGUUUUUAUUAACAAAACUUUACAUAGAGUUAAAUUUGUUUGAAGUAGCCUUUCAUACUUUAACAAGAUCGGAAAAACUUUUACAAUCAAUUAAUUUUUCCAAUAAAAUAUUGAAAAAUCAGUUGGAUGUUAUGUCCUUAAAUAUUUUGUCAAGAUCACAGAAUAUGGAAGAUUGGGAAAAGGCUUUAAGUUUAUAUGAAAAAAUUGAUAAUAACGAAGUAAAAAAAAAAUGCAAACUUUUACAAAUAAGGGCCAAAAUCAACAUGGGAAAAUAUUCAGAAGUUCAAUCUGAUUUACAAGAAUUAAAAACGAAUGAGAAUUUAUUGAAAUAUACUCUACUGUAUGCAUAUUUUUUAUAUAAACAAAGCAAAUAUCAGGAAUGUAUAGAAUUUUUGGAACAAAAAACAUUUGAAGAUUCUGAAUAUUGGUUACAACUUGGUCAAAUACAUUUUGAAAAUAACAGCGAUAAAACUGCUUCGUUAAUGCCGUUCUUAAAAGCUGCCAAAUGUAGUCCAAAUAAUUACUUAUGUUUCCUACAUUUAGGUAAUUAUUACCAAAGCAUUAAAGACUUUGAUAAAAGUAGAAGGUGUUAUGAAAAAGCUUUUAAACUUAACAGCAAGUCUUCAGAGGCUGGUAUACAAUUAAGCAAAGUGUAUAUGGAAUUGAAAAAUUGGGAAGCAAGCAAACAUUUAUUGGAAAGUCUCACCCAAACCUCAAUCAACAAAAACAAUUCUUGGGCUUGGUUCCAGUUAGGUUUAAGUUAUUUGGAGCAAAAUGAAUAUGAAAAAGCCAUUGAUAGGUUAAGAUUUGUUGUCAGGGUGGAACAAGAAAAUCCACAUUGCUGGGAAGCAUUAGCAGAUUCCUAUUUUGCUAGAGGUUCUUAUACAUCUGCAUUAAAAUGUUACCAAAAAGCUUCUGAGCUAUCAGAGGAUACCUUUUAUCCUAGUUUACAGAUUGCCACCAUAAAACAAAUUCUUGGAGAGUAUGCCGAGGCCAGGGAAGAAUUCAGUGAAAUUCUUAAAGUUAAUCAAAAUGACGUUCUGGCUUUAAAAGGUCUGGCUGAAACUUGCAUGUGUCAAGCUAGACAUUGUUUAAAAGAACAGAGGUUAGGUACUGCCAGGAGUCAUGCGCAGUAUGCUUCAGAAAAAAUUACACAAGCAAUUAAAAAAAAUUAUGGACUAGUUAGUUUAUGGAAGUUAUUGGCUGAAAGUUGCCAAUUUGUUGCAAAACUACCGGAAAAACAUAGUAUUUUAUCUAUAUCUAAAUUUAUCUAUGAAGAAGGCAAAUCUGAAGGGAAUGUGUUUUUAGAAACUACCGAGUUAUUCAAGUUUGCCUUAAGAUGUUAUCGCAUGGCUAUUGCUUUACCUACUGAUAUUGAUUCAAGUAAAAGUCAUAUUGUACCCACUGUGUACGACUUGGCGGUUUGUUAUUUAAAUUACUCGCAAAGCGUUAGUAAAAAAGAACAACAAGAACUUUUAUUACAUGCGAAAUCUAAAGCGGAAUGCUGCAUAUCACAGGACGCCACCUCGUGGCAAUAUUGGAACCUUCUAGGAAAUAUCGCAAUGAAAUUUGAACAACCUAAAUUUGCGCUUGCGCAGCAUGCUUUUAUUAAAGCCGUAGAGGCGGACCAUAAUGCCGCAAUUUCUUGGUGUAAUUUAGGAAUUUUGUAUUUUUUAAAGGACGAUGUUAAGUUGGCAAACAAAUGUUUCGCCGAAGGCCAGAGAAGCGAUCCUAAUUAUGUUAACAGUUGGAUUGGACAAGCGUUAAUUGCUGAACGCCUAGGAAGACAAGAAGCAAUGGACUUGUUUAGGCAUAGUACGCAGCUUGACACGCAGCAACAAGGCGGCCUAGGCUACGGUCACUGGGUUUGUCAGACCCUGAUUGAAAGCAAACCUAACGAAAAAAUAUACUCUAUUCACAAUAUGCACGCCAUCCCAGUUGCAUGUGACGCCCUUACUUGGUACACUGAAAAAAAUCCUGAUAACAGCUGUGCCUGGAACAUGUUGGGCAUUCUAAAAGAACGCUUGGGGCUUCUGAAAGGUGCCGAAGUUGCUUUUAAAAAUGCCUACAGGCAAACUGACAAAGGCCAUAGAGAUCAGGCCAGGAUUAACUAUGGAAGAAUAUUGUAUAGAAAUGGAAAAUACACUAAGGCCAUAGAAAUGUUUGCUAAUGUGCAAGAAGCAACCACUAAGAGUGGUAGUGGGUUGGCCCUAGCAUUGUUUAAAGAUCAGCAAUAUGAAGAUUCUUACAAUGCAUAUGACCAGGCGUUACAUUGGUUAACUGAUGAAGAAGGCUCCCAAAGUGAUAUGCUUGUAGCAUUAGCAUCAAUGGCUUACAUGUUUCAGGGAAAAGAAGCUGCAAAAACCCUACUUUUACAAAGUUUGGAACUAAAACCUCCUUCUGUCUGGGGUUUAUAUUCAACCCUUUCCCUAGGAUUAUUACACAAAGAUAUAGAAUUGGCAACACUGGUUAUAUUUGAGUUGAACAAAUUAAAGGAUAAUAAGGAUUGUUUGAAGCACUAUUCUUUAUUGUUAUCUUACAUAUACUUACUUCAGGGCGAUUCAGAUCGAGCCUCUAUAGAAAUAAGCAAGCUUAUACAUAGGCACCCUGAUCAGGCCUCAGUCUGGUACACAUUGUCAGUACUUUUGGUGAGAACACAGGAAAAAAAGAAGGCCAAGGCAGCGGCCAAGUGCGCUAUAGUUGCUAUGAGGUUAGGGCAAACUACAAUGGAUGUCUCAAAGGUCUUGUGUUUGGUUUCAAUGGCUUCACUAACUGUCGGCGAUGUGAAAACAGCCAAAAUAGCAGCACAAAAGGCAGUUCAUUAUUAUCCCAACUUGGCUGACACUUGGGCUGUUCUUGCUUCAACUUUGAGCUGUCAAGAAAGCGACGGUAAAAAAUUGACCCUGAAUAUUUGCAAGCAUAUCGAAAACCUUGCACCCACUGUGCCACUUAAGGAAUGGACCAAACAAACUAUGUCAUGUGUUUGAAUUUUGUUUUAUUUGUUAACAAUCUUAAUUAAAUAAAAAAAUGUUUAAUUAAACAUACAAUUUUUUUACUAUUGUAUGAGUAUAUAAAAAACUUAAUUUAUGGUUAAAUAAAUAACAUCUUAGUUAAAAUAUU